Dentiscutata heterogama is the source of this 276-nucleotide messenger RNA. Lineage: Eukaryota; Fungi; Glomeromycota; Glomeromycetes; Diversisporales; Gigasporaceae. The record is from the annotation of a GenBank genome assembly.
CUUCACUGUUUUCUUCACCGAUGUUAACAUCAUCAAAUUAUCGUGGAACCUCUACUACACCAUCUUCUCCAAUAUCUACAUCAAAUGAAACAUCAUCCAUUUCAAUGUUUGCAUCAUCACCUUUUUCAACUUUAACGAAUCAUGAUCGACGAAAUUCUAAUAUUUCAUCACAAACGCGUCCUUUAACAAAUUUUGAAUUGGACAUAACAGAUGAAAUGAUACGGGGAAGAAAUUUGAAAGGCAAAAUUUUGAAUAAUAAAAAUAAGAUGAAUGAGG